CGAACGAGGCAGGCGAAGGGUUAAAAUGAGAGCGAGAGCGCCUCCUAGAGAGGACCGGGAAGGACCGAGGCUGCGCACUGGAUGAUUUCUCUCCUCUUCCCGGAAAUGGGAUUUGGGUUAUUCCCACCUGGGAAUUUGCUGUAUUACAGAGUUCACAGAGCUUAAUAGACACAACUGUCUGAACAACCCUUCCUGUAAGAGAAAAACUGCCAGAAAAGUAAGGAGAUUUUUUGGUGUUUCCAGAAGCCACUUUGGAGUACAGAACAAAGAUGGGGGGGAAAGUUUCAGUUGGCCCUGAAGCAGGUAGAAGCCAUGAGGGUGGGAGCACUGGGGAAUUCCGGGAAAUAACCAAGCAAAAGAUGCUAGAUGACACCACCAACCCAGAUGGCCAGCGCCAGCGCUUCAGACAGUUCUGCUACCAGCAGGCCAAGGGCCCCCGAGAGGUUUGCGGCCAACUCCACAACCUUUGCCAUCAGUGGCUGAAGCCAGGGAGACACACAAAAGCUCAGAUGCUGGACUUGGUGAUCUUGGAGCAGUUCCUGAGUGUCCUGCCCCCGGAGAUGGAGAGCUGGGUGAGAGAGUGUGGAGCAGAGACCAGUUCCCAGGCAGUGGCCCUGGCAGAAGGUUUCCUCCUGAGCCAAGCAGAAGCCAAGAAGCUGAAUGAGCAGCAGGGGAAGAGGCUAUCAAAAGUGCACACCAAUUUCUGCAAGACAGAGAAGGCUCCAUUGGACCUCAGACAGAAGCCGCUGUUCCGAAAGAUCAUGGAAAAAGGUGGUGGAGGAGCCACCUCACUGGGUGGCAAAAUCACACUGACUCUUCGUCCCAGGCCUUCUCUCUGUGGCAGAGUGGGCACAGCCUCCGUGCAGCUGGACCAGGGUCCAUUCACCUUUGAGGAGGUGGCUGUGCACUUCGCAGAGGAGGAGUGGGCUCUGCUGGAUCCGGACCAAAGGGCUCUGCACCAAGAAGUCAUGGAGGAAAUCCGCGGGCAUCUGGCCUCUCUAGGGGAUGGAGGGGAGAGUGAAGGAGAGGAUGGACUGCAGAGAAGGAAAACAAAAACAGAACAUCAGUGGGUGAAGAAACAUGUUGCUUCUCUGUGCUCUGACGUGCAUGAACUUCCAGUCCACACAAUGGAUGAUAAAGGAAACAGAAGGAAUAAAUAUCCUCGGUAUGCAAAGGUCUUAACCAGCAAAUCAAGCUUCAGUGCACAUCAAAUUAAUACAGGUGAGGCAAAAUAUGAAUACUCGGAGUCCGGAAAGAGUUUCAACCAGACCUCACAGCCUACUUCCCAUCAAAGAAUGGACAAAGGAGAGAAACCAUAUAAAUGCUUUGACUGUGGAAAGAGCUUCAGAUAUAGAUCACACCUUAUUUCCCAUCAAAGAAUCCACACAGGAGAGAAACUAUAUCAUUGUUCAGUAUGUGGAAAGAGCUUCAGACAUAACUCAAACCUUACUACCCACCAAAAAAUCCACACAGGAGAGAAACCAUACCAAUGCUCAGUGUGUGGAAAGAGCUUCAGAAGGAGCUCACAACUUUCUUUGCAUCAAGGAAACCACACAGGAAAGAAACCAUAUCGGUGUUCAGUGUGUGAUAAGAGCUUCAGCGAUAAGUCAUGCUUUACUGCCCAUCAGAGAAUCCACACAGGAGAGAAACCAUAUUUGUGUUCAGAAUGUGGAAAGUGCUUCAGCCAGAGAGGGCACCUUAUGUUUCAUCAAAGAAUCCACACAGGGGAGAAACCAUUUAAAUGCUUAGACUGUGGAAAGUGCUUCAGUCGCAACACAAAUCUUACUUCCCAUCAAAGAAUCCACACAGGGGAGAAACGGUAUCAUUGUUCAGUGUGUGAAAAGAGCUUCAGACAUAGCUCAAGCCUUGCUUCUCAUAAAAGAAUCCACACAGGAGAGAAACCAUAUCAAUGUUCAGUGUGUGGAAUGGACUUCAGGAGGAGUUCACAACUUGCUUCACAUAAAGGAAUCCACGCAGGGGAGAAACCAUAUCGGUGUUCAGUGUGUGAAAAGAGCUUCAGUGACAAGUCAAGCCUUACUGCCCAUCAGAGAAUCCACACAGGAGAGAAACCAUUUUGGUGUUCAGAAUGUGGAAAGAGCUUCAGCCAGAGGGGAGCCCUUAUGUUCCAUCAAAGAAUCCAUUCAGGGGAGAAACCAUUUAAAUGCUUAGACUGUGGAAAGUGCUUCAGUCGGAACACAAACCUUACUUCCCAUCAAAGAAUCCACACAGGAGAGAAACCAUAUCAAUGCUUAGUGUGUGGAAAGAGUUUCAGUCACUGCUCAAGCCUUGCUUCUCAUAAAAGAAUUCACACAGGGGAGAAACCAUAUCAAUGCUCAAAAAAAUAUAAUUGCUCUGUGUGUGGAAAGAGCUUCAGCCAGAGGUCAGACCUUAUUUGCCAUCAAAGAAUCCAUACAGGGGAGAAACCAUAUCAGUGCUUGGUGUGUGGAAAGCGCUUCAGCCAGAGCUCACAGCUUACUCCCCAUCAAAGAAUCCACACAGGGGAGAAACCAUAUAAAUGCUCACAGUGUGGAAAGAGCUUCAGGCAGAGCUCAGGCCUUGCUUAUCACCAAAGAAUACACACAGGGGAGAAACCAUAUCAGUGCUUAGAAUGUGGAAAAAGCUUCACUCAAAACUCAACCCUUGCUUUCCAUCAGAGAAUCCACACAGGAGGUGAACCAUCUACAUACUCACAGUGUGGAAAGAGCUUCAGCAACAACUGUAGACUUACUUGCCAUCAAAGAACCCGCACAGUGGAGAAAUCAUAUCAAUGUUCAGAAUGUGGAAAGAUCUUCAGUGAAAGCACUAGUCUUACUAGGCAUCAAAGAAUCCAUACAGGAGAGAAACCAUAUCAUUGCUCAGAUUGUGGAAAGAGCUUUGGCAGGAGUUCAAAUCUUGCUUCCCACAAAAGAAUCCACACAGGGGAGAAACCAUAUAUAUGUUCAGAGUGUGGAAAGUGCUUCAGCCACAGUUCGAGCCUUACUUCCCAUCAAAGAAUACAUACAGGGGAGAGACCAUAUCAGUGCUCAGAAUGUGGAAAGAGCUUCAGACGCAGCUCGCACCUUACUACCCAUCAAAGAAGCCACACAGUAGAGAAACCAUAUAAAUGUUCAGAGUGUGGGAAAUGCUUCAGCCAGCGCUUAGGCCUAACUUGCCAUCAAAAAAUCCACACUGGGGAGAAAGCAUAGAAAUAUUUGGAGUGUGCAGAAAUCUUUAGCCAGAGCACAGAGAAUUAAAAAAAAAACAAAAAAACCACACAGGGUGAUAUUCUGUAUUUCCCUGAAAUUCCUGGAACAUGAAAAGAACUGGAUACAUAUAUUGCUUUAUUGUUAGUGGGGGUUUUUGUAAGCUGCCUGCUACUUUUUGUGAAGGUGUAGGAUAGAAUUCCUUUAAGUAAAGGAUUCAUACCCAUAAGAAAGCAAGCAAAGAGUUAUAGAAUUGCUUUUCUUCUCAAACAUUAAUAACCAACAGGGGAUUCACACCGGAGACACAUUUUUUUACAAAUGUUCAAUAUAUGUCAGGGUCUUCUCUUGGCAUGGCUUUGUGUGUGUGCCGGGGAAGCUUCAGGUGAUAGACAGGUUUUGCCUCCAUGUGUGUCCAAACUAUUGCAAGGCUAAAUGCAUGGGUACAGAUGCCUGCCUAAGACACAUUUUGAAGACCAACGGGACUCUGUCUUGAAUCAUGAUAUUAUAUCUGAUUUUUUAAAAAUAAACUGUCUUGGAUCCUGGUA
Hemicordylus capensis (graceful crag lizard) is the source of this 3727-nucleotide messenger RNA. Its product is annotated as zinc finger protein 420-like. The record is from RefSeq and is a predicted model, not a curated record. The transcript is spliced from 7 exons. Bases 270 to 3185 code for a protein of 971 amino acids. Gene Ontology annotation, biological process: negative regulation of transcription by RNA polymerase II. NCBI's taxonomy places the organism in Eukaryota, Metazoa, Chordata, Lepidosauria, Squamata, Cordylidae. Gene Ontology annotation, molecular function: DNA-binding transcription repressor activity, RNA polymerase II-specific.